Messenger RNA from Otolemur garnettii (small-eared galago), 2005 nucleotides. It is a transcript of the gene ABHD12B, whose product is annotated as abhydrolase domain containing 12B. The record is from RefSeq and is a predicted model, not a curated record. The transcript is spliced from 13 exons. The coding region runs from base 1 to 1110 and encodes 369 amino acids. Gene Ontology annotation, biological process: phosphatidylserine catabolic process; monoacylglycerol catabolic process. Gene Ontology annotation, cellular component: endoplasmic reticulum membrane. Gene Ontology annotation, molecular function: monoacylglycerol lipase activity; phosphatidylcholine lysophospholipase A1 activity. Lineage: Eukaryota; Metazoa; Chordata; Mammalia; Primates; Galagidae.
AUGGCCCUAGACUUGACUCUGAACCCUAAGGAGCAAGUGAAACCCUUCUACCCAAGUCCAGACUGGCUUCCAUACCAGCGCACCACGUCCCCACGGGCUCCCACCCGCUGUGCAGCCUUCGGAGGAUCCUUUCCACACUCCUGUUCGACACUUGGAAGAAAAAUCGCUGCUCUGUAUGACAGCUUUACUAGUAAAUCUUUAAAGGAACACAUUUUCCCCCCUCUGAUGGAGAUGCUGAUUUAUUUCAAUUUUUUCAAAGCCCCAUUUCUUGUGGAUUUAAAGAAACCAGAGUUAAAGAUUCCGCACACAGUGAACUUCUACAUCAGAGCAGAACCUGGGGUGAUUCUGGGAGUCUGGCACGUGGUCCCCAGCUGUCGGGGGGACGACGCCAGGGGGAAGGGCCGCUGCUGGUACGAAGCUGCCCUUGGAGAUGGGAACCCAGUUGUUGUUUAUCUUCACGGCAGUGCCGAGCACAGGGCAGCUCCUCACAGACUUAAGCUGGCAAAGGUGCUGAGCGACGGUGGCUUUCACGUCUUGUCAGUUGACUACCGAGGAUUUGGGGACUCUACAGGUAAGCCCACGGAGGAGGGACUCACUGUGGAUGCUGUUUGUGUCUAUGAGUGGGCCAAGGCGAGAAGUGGAGGUACCCCCGUGUGUCUGUGGGGCCACUCUCUGGGUACAGGAGUUGCAACAAAUGCUGCCAGAGUACUGGAAGAGAAAGGAUGCCCAGUAGAUGCUAUUGUCUUGGAAGCUCCGUUCACCAACAUGUGGACUGCAAGUAUCAAUUACCCCUUGUUAAAGAUUUUCCGGAAGCUUCCAGGAUUUCUCCGCACACUUAUGGAUGCCCUGAGAAAAGACAGAAUAGUCUUCCCUAAUGAUGAAAAUGUUAAAUUCCUGUCCUCCCCCCUUCUCAUCUUACAUGGAGAGGAUGACAAGACCGUGCCCUUGGAGUAUGGGACAAAGCUCUACGAGAUCGCCUACCAUGCAUACAGAAACAAAGAGAGGGUCAAGAUGGUCAUCUUUCCUCCCGGCUUCAGACACAACCUCCUUUGUGAAAACUCCACAUUCCUAAUAACCGUGAGAGAUUUCCUGAGCAAGCAGUGGGCAUGAGGUGUGAGAGCAGUGGAGAGCCUCAGAGGAGACUUGGUCCAGAUACCACCUGUGAUGUGCACUUUUAAUGUAAAAUGGUACUGGGCUGGCUGGGUGAGCUGAAGCCAUUGACAUUUGUAUGAGUCACUUGCCCGUUUAACAGGGGAAAGCCCGGAUGCCAGGUGGUAAGCAAUGUUCUUAUGUAGCUUAUCAUGCUCCACUUUGUGACGGAUGCUAAAACCUCACUGUGGAGGAUCAGAACUUGAUAAAAGUUUGGAUUCCAUCCAAAAAAGUGUAGUUAUCAAACCCACGUGGUUGCUAUGGGUCUAAAUGUCUUUGUCCAUCCCCCAAAUUCGUAUGUUGAAACCCUAGUCACCAAUGUGAUGGUGCUGGGAGGUGGUGCUGAGUUCUGAGGAUGGGAUUAGUGCCCUUGUGAAAUGAGCCCCAAAGAGCUUUUUAUCCCUUUACCAUUUGAAGACACAAUGAAAAUGUACCAUCUGCAAACCAGAAAGUGACCCUCACUGGCCAGUCUGCCAGUGCCUUCACCUUGGAUUUCCUGUCCUCCACAACUCUAUAUUUCUUUAUAGAUCAAAAUUCCAUAAUUUCUAUAUCAAAGAAUAUAUGCAGCUAUUUCUUUUGUAGCCUCAUGAUUUUGUAAAGAGGCAGGUUGUUUGUGAGGCACCCAGAUUGUGCCACUUUGGUUUAAUAUUCCUGAACGGACUAAGUUUGAUUGGCCUUUAGUUUCAACUUAGGUGGCAGUAUAAGAAAGUUGCUCCAAUGUAGUUAAAUAAUUUGUGUUUCAGUUCAGUUCAUUUCAAUGGCAUUAAAAAGUUCCAAUCAGCUUUCUCACCCUCUGAUUAGUUUGGAGCGAGUCCUAGCAGCAGCAGUCACGUUAAGUUUUGGCACUUGGGUAGGU